Messenger RNA from Penicillium antarcticum, 2577 nucleotides. RefSeq lists its product as uncharacterized. NCBI's taxonomy places the organism in Eukaryota, Fungi, Ascomycota, Eurotiomycetes, Eurotiales, Aspergillaceae. The coding region runs from base 1 to 2577 and encodes 858 amino acids. Gene Ontology annotation, cellular component: fungal-type vacuole membrane. The transcript has 5 exons. The record is from RefSeq and is a predicted model, not a curated record.
AUGGCCGAGGAAAACCGGCCUCUGCUGGAUGAAGAGUCCAGCCCCCCCGAACGAUCUCCCGAUAGGGCAUCCACCGACCGGCCGAGGCCAUCUUUCGAACUAUCUACAGAAUCUACACCUCUUCUACACCGCCGUGAAGAUGGAUUAACAGACUAUGGGACAGAGCAAAGAUUUUCUCGGUCCCCUUCAAUCGCAUCCCGAAGGUCGUAUGAAGACGGCCCCACCAAGAAGCCGAGCCGCGUACGAUGGCCGACGGUGAUCUCACUUGCUAUCUUAACAGCAUGUGUCCUGACGAUAUUGGUACUUGCUUUUGCUGCUCCGGCAGUGGUGAAAGAGUAUGCGCAACAAGCAGCAGUAUUCAAACCAACGGCUGUGUCGGUCGAUUCCACAACCUCCGAUGGCAUUCGCGCUCGGGUCCAGGGCGAUUUUGUCAUGGACUCAAGUCGCGUGAAGAACAAGUCCAUUCGAAACCUUGGUCAGCUUGCGACAUGGAUUGCCAGAGAGGUUGAGACUGGCCCGUCGGAUGUUGAAGUGUAUCUCCCGGAGUAUGGGAAUGUUCUUGUUGGGCGUGCAGCAGUGCCCUCCAUCAAGUGUAGCAUCCGCAGUGGCUAUCAUACCCAUGUUGAUUUCCUUGCUGAUCUAGAAGCGGGUGAUAUCCGAGGCAUUCAUGCGAUUGCUAUUGACUGGAUUGAGGGCAGAUUGGGUCGUCUCAAUGUAAAGGGCAAGGCUACGCUGCAUCUCAAGUCGGGCUUGAUUGCUCUAGGAACUCAAGUGCUAACAGACAACAUAAUAUUUGAAGAGAAAGAUUUCCCUGCUCUACCGGAGAUUGAUAUUCUCAAGUUGAACGUACAUGAUGCGAAGGAUGGGGCUAUGGCAGUGGAUGUUUUAUUGGAGUCGUUGAUUGACUCUCCUAUUGCCUUUGCCAUUCCUGCUCUCGGCUUCGACAUCCUAGUGCCAAACUGUUCACCGGGUGAUCCUUAUAUCCGGGUUGCUUCUGCGAAGACGGCCGAGAUCGAGGUCCACCCCGGCCAGGCAACUCCAGUUGGCGUUGAUGGUCUCAUCGAGAAUCUUCCUGACGAACUGACCUCUAAAUGCCCGGGAGGCGAGGGGUCUCCUCUGGACUUCUUGGUGUCAAGCUAUGUACAGGGCCUCGAGACAACGAUAUAUGUUCGAGGGGCUGAUGCGCCGUCACUGGAAACUCCGGCAUGGAUGGUAGAUCUGAUGCGCAGCGUGACUGUCCCCUUGCCAUUCACUGGACACGCUUUGGACAACCUCGUGAAGAACUUCACCAUGUCCGAUACACACUUCUCUCUUCCAGACCCCUUUGCGGAGCCGGACUCCCCGGAAUCUCAACCCACAGUCUCUGCCGUGGUCAAGGUUCUGAUCGCCUUGCCGGAGGAGAUGAACUUCAAGGUUGAUGUCCCGCAAGUUCGUGCUCUUUCAGAUGUCUACUACAAAGAAGAACAGCUCGGCGUAUUGGUCAUCGACAAAUGGCAAGACGCCAACUCCACCCUCGUCAAUGAUGAAGAUGGCUCAUCGGCACUCCUCGUGGAGUUCGCGAUAGAGGAUGCGCCUUUACAAGUCACAAACGACGGACUCUUGGCGGAAGUCAUCCAAGCAUUGCUCUUCGGUAGCAAAGAAAUCGUGCUGCGCGUCGCUGCAACCGUAGAUACAAAGGUCUCAACCGGCCUGGGUCGCUUUGCCGUGCACGGGAUUCCCGCAGAAGGGAAAGUUCCCGUGAAGACUUCCUUCGGCGACUUGCUCGGUGAUUUCAAACCGCGCGUGGUAUCAUUGCAAUUAGGAGAUACUACUGCAUCUUCGAUGGUUGUGUCUACACAGGUUAAUUUCACCAAUCCGACAAAUUAUUCCGCCACUGUUCCCUUUGCGGACUUUUUGAUGCUCUACAAUGACACGGCUGUGGCGCAUAUCACUGCUCGCAAUAUUGCCGUUGCAGCGGGGAACAAUACUAAUGUCCCUAUUGACUUUUCAUGGUGUCCGUUAGAAUUGAGUGGACCAGAUGGCGUGGAUGCUGGAAGAACGUUACUCUCUUCCUAUAUAUCAGGAUACAACUCAACAAUCACCAUAAAACCGCACAAAAAUACAAUUCCCUCCCUCCCCCAUCUAGGAAAAGCCCUAUCAAACCUCGCAAUUAACGUCCCAAUCCCACCGAUAUCAUCCCCAGGCUCCCCUGACAACGACAGCGACGAACAACCCCACUUCAUCCAAGAUGCAACGUUCUAUCUCUGGUCCUCAACAGCCGACUUCACCCUCUACUCCCCAUUAACAGAAACAAAUAUCCUAAUAAUCUCCAUCGACGCGACAGCCUUCUACGAGCAAAAGGACCCAAUCGGCCGCAUCCAAAAUCACAACCCCUUUAAUGUCCCGCCGGGUCUCUCCCUGACGCCGCGCUUACCAGUUGAUCUUGAUAUUGGGGGUGUGGGGUAUGAUGCUUUGCGGAAGGCGCUUGGGCAGUCGUUGGAGAUGGAUGCUGUCGCUAAGGUUGGGAUGCAGAUUGGGAAGUAUGUAGCUACAGUUCUUUAUCGUGGAAAGGGGAUUGCUGCAAAAGUGAGGAUUUAG